Amphibalanus amphitrite is the source of this 1832-nucleotide messenger RNA. RefSeq lists its product as uncharacterized. Lineage: Eukaryota; Metazoa; Arthropoda; Thecostraca; Balanomorpha; Balanidae. The record is from RefSeq and is a predicted model, not a curated record. Bases 1 to 1623 code for a protein of 540 amino acids. The transcript is spliced from 3 exons.
AUGGCGACGGAGGGUCGUCGCCGAGAGUCACACCUGCUUGAAGAAGCUGGCUCCCCUCGCCGUGGCAGCGCUCUCGUGGCGAGGGCGACCGCGACGCGCGAGCCUCAUGACAGCUACACCACGGACGAGGCGCUGGCCCUGAUGGUCGACCUGGACCUCACUACGGCGCAAUACAACAGCAUGCGGCUGUCUGCCGUUGAGCGCGGCUGCCAGCUGUAUCCAGCUUUCAAGAAGGUAGCCAAAGCCAAGGCCAUGUGCCUGCCACGAUCGGAGGCCAUCUCAGUUCUACCUGGCGAGGCCAAGGUGGAGCUACAGCCACUACUGGACCACACUGCAGCAAGACUGGUGCAGCUGCAGGGGCCGGUCCUGGAGAGUCUGGCGGACGCGGCACCGAUCCAUCUCACCCUCUACUGCAAGUGGGGAAUGGAUGGGUCGUCUGGUCACAGCCAGUACAAACAGGCCGGCGUCCGUCACGACGACCAGCUGUUCGCCACGACGCUCGUACCCCUGCGGCUGCAGACCCAGAGAGGUGUAGUGGUGUGGAACAACGCCACGCCCAGCUCCACCCGCUUCUGUCGGCCAGUCCGGCUGCAGCUGGCGAAAGAGACCAAGGACCUGACCGAGCGGGAGCUACAGAGGGUCCACUCCCAGAUCAGCGACCUGCAGCCGUACAGGAUGCCGGCAGCCGUCAUCCACUACGAGUUGACAAUGAGCAUGGUUGACGGCAAGACUGUGAACGUCGCCACGGGAACAGCCUCUUCCCAGCGAUGCAGCAUGUGCGGCCUGACAUUGAAGAGAUUUAACGACCUGGAAGCUGUCGCCGUCCAGCCCGUCACCAAUCUCCAGUACGGGCUCAGCACGCUGCACUGCUGGCUGCGAUCGUUUGACUGCCUCUUGCACCUCAGCUACCGGCUUCCCGCAGCUCAGGAUACCACCGAGCACCGCCAGCAGCGUCGGAAAGAGGUGCAGGAGGCAUUCAGGUCCCGAAUGGGGCUCCGCGUCGACGAGCCGCGAGCGGGAGGCAGCGGCAACUCAAACGACGGAAACACCGCUCGCCGUGCCUUCCGCUCGCCGGCCGACUUUGCUGCGUGCACUGGCGUGGAUGAGCAGCUGAUCAGCAGGAUGGGCACCAUUCUCCAGGCUGUAAGCUGCUUCCAUCGGCUUGACACCACCGCCCUCGCCAAGUACUGCGAAGAAACGGCUGAGCUGUACGUCAGGCUGUACGGCCAGCACCCGAUGAGCACGACAGUGCACAAGCUUUUGACGCAUUCGGCGGCUGUGGUGGACUCCUGCCACCUUCCGAUCGGGACCAUGUCCGAGGAGGCUGCAGAGGCAGCUAACAAGCGUCUGCGCCAGUACCGCUUGAGGCACACCCGAAAAGACAGUCGCGUCCACACCAUGUCUGACCUGCUCGGGUACAUGAUGGUGGCCAGUGACCCUCUGGUCAGCAGCCUUGGUCUGCAGCGGCGCCGGCGCCUAUACUCGAGCCGGCACGGCAGACUGCAGCCAGAGACCCUGGCCCUGCUCGCAGAGCCGCAGUCGGCAGAGCCAGAAGCUUCGGCUGAAGUCGAGGAGAGUGACCACGGCAGCAGCGACGGCAGUAGCGGCAGCAGCACGGAGUAGGACAGCAGGUCUGCAAACUGUGAUGUGAUGAGCUGUGAGUGUGACACACACCACUUGCGAUACCUGGUAGUGAGCAUGAGCUUUUGAAAGUGAAUAUUUUGUUCAAAUACAUAUCUUUAUUCUAACUACUUCUCACAUUGGUAGAAAGGUAUAUAACCGAUUUAAUGUCAUACAGCCCUUCCGAAUUUCGAGUUUUUCUUAAAUAUGAA